This is a messenger RNA of Oxyura jamaicensis (ruddy duck), 3004 nucleotides long. It is a transcript of the gene MATN3, whose product is annotated as matrilin 3. The record is from RefSeq and is a predicted model, not a curated record. The transcript is spliced from 9 exons. The coding region runs from base 87 to 1616 and encodes 509 amino acids. NCBI's taxonomy places the organism in Eukaryota, Metazoa, Chordata, Aves, Anseriformes, Anatidae. Gene Ontology annotation, molecular function: calcium ion binding.
CCUUCCCUUCCCUUCCCUUCCCUUCCCUCCCGGGGCCGCACGCCCCGUUCGAGGCGGGGGCAGCCGCCACCACCCGGCGGCUUUAAAUGCGGGGCGGCGGGACGGGCAGGCAGGAGGGCACCAUGCGGCGGCCGCUCGGCAUCCUCGGCUGCUGCCCGGUUCUCCUGCUCCUCCUGCUGCUCCUGCAGCCCGGGGCACGGAGCGUCCCGCACCGCCUCCGCCGGCAGCCGCUGGGCAGCGGCUUCUCCGGGAGCCACGGCGCGGCAGACUCUGCUUGCAAGAACCGGCCCCUAGACCUUGUCUUCAUCAUAGACAGCUCCCGUAGUGUCCGACCUGAAGAGUUUGAGAAAGUGAAAGUCUUUCUGUCAAAAAUGAUCGACACUCUGGACGUUGGUGAAAGAACAACCCAUGUGGCAGUGAUGAAUUAUGCCAGCACCGUCAAGGUAGAGUUUCCGCUCCGGACCUACUUUGAUAAAGCCUCUAUGAAGGAGGCCAUCUCUCACAUUCAGCCUUUGUCUGCUGGCACGAUGACUGGCCUUGCCAUCCAAACUGCCAUGGAUGAAGUCUUCACUGAGGAGAUGGGUACCCGGCCAGCAAGCUUCAAUAUCCCCAAGGUGGUCAUUGUUGUGACAGAUGGACGGCCACAAGACCAGGUUCAAGACGUGGCAGCGAGCGCCCGGGCAGCUGGCAUUGAGAUCUACGCAGUUGGGGUAGAUCGUGCCGACAUGCAGUCCCUGAGGGUGAUGGCCAGCGAGCCACUGGAUGAACACGUCUUUUAUGUGGAGACCUAUGGUGUGAUCGAAAAGCUGACAUCCAAGUUCAGAGAGACUUUCUGUGCUGCGAAUACAUGUGCGCUUGGGACCCAUGACUGUGAGCAGGUCUGCGUGAGUAACGGUGGAUCCUACCUCUGUGAUUGCUUUGAAGGCUACACGCUGAAUCCAGAUAAGAGAACUUGCUCAGUUGUGGAUGUGUGCGCACCUGGGAAGCAUGAAUGUGAUCAGAUCUGCGUGAGUAACAACGGGUCCUAUGUCUGUGAAUGCUAUGAAGGCUACACCCUGAAUCCAGAUAAAAAGACUUGCUCAGCCAUGGACUUGUGUGCACCUGGAAGGCAUGACUGUGCACAAGUCUGUCGGAGAACUGAUGGAUCCUACAGCUGCGACUGCUUUGAAGGAUUCACUCUGAAUCCAGAUAAGAAGACUUGCUCAGCUGUCGACAUGUGUGCACCUGGGAGGCAUGACUGCGAGCAGGUCUGUGUGAGAGACGAUCUCUUCUAUACCUGUGACUGCUAUCAGGGCUACAGCCUGAACCCAGACAAGAAGACGUGCUCAAGAAUUGAUGUAUGUGCUCGAGGAACCCAUGACUGCGAGCAGGUCUGUGUGAGCAACGAGGCGUCGUACACCUGUGACUGCUAUGAAGGCUUUACCCUAAAUCCAGAUGAGAAAACAUGCUCAAGAGCCUCAACAAGCAGUCUUGUAACAACUGAGGAGGCCUGUAAGUGUGAAGCCAUAGCUGCACUGCAGGACUCGGUCACUUCACGCCUCCAAGCUCUGUCCACAAAACUAGACGAAGUGUCUGAGAAGCUGCAAGCAUAUCAAGAGAGACAGCAGGUUGUCUGAGCUAUUGUUCUACUUAGAUCCCAAAAUGAUAUUUGAGAAGCAAUUAUUUUUUAUUGUGUUCAGCAAGCUUUAAUUUUUGCACAGCUUACAGAACAGCAUUUGGUUUGUUAUUAUUGACAAGUGUCAAGAAGACUUCGGGAAGAUAACCCUCUUGAAAAUAUACCCUGAGGAUCUUCGUGUACGGUCACUUUGUAACCAUAAAGCUACCCAUACCUGCUGAGCUUUGGGCUGUACUGCAAGUAGUACAGCAGGUACCAUCAUUCUGCAGUAACUGCAUUUUUAUUCUCUUAUUUAAAAGUAAAUACAGGAAAGAAAGGAAUGGAAAAGUACUCACAUCAUAUAAAACUGUGAAAUGACUAGGCAGAGUAAAAAACGUGCCUCUGGCAUUUGUCCAUUAAAAUGAAAAGUACUUCAUGGUCUUGUAACUUAUUUUAAUAAAAUAAAGUAUGAUCAGCACACUGAUGUUCUUUUUUUUAAUAUAUACAACUUAAAGUAUGCGUGUUAUGAAAUAAACAGUUUAACAAAGACAAGGAAACAAAACUUCUAAGAUAGAAGAGGCACAAAUGGAAGAAAUCUGAAUAAUUAAACAGGACACUCUUCUUGACUCACACAAUUGGAAAAAGAACACUUUGAUUUUGAAACCUACAACUCCUUGUUACUGUUGAUAAGAGGGUUAAUAGUUAUUUCAAAGUUGUUCUACAUUUGGAAGGAUGAAAUACAUGCUGCAGUUUAAGGUUUUUAUCCUGCAAGAUUUACUUACGUUAGCAAUCAGUCAUUCCUGUUGUCAUUCCAGACUUUCCUGGUGCCAGCUGGGCUUGCAGAAGCUGACAAUUUACAAAUUUCACUGUUAAAGGAAAUCCACUUAUUCAGCACACUUGCAUGUGUAAUCAUGCAAAUAAAUCACAAUCACAAUUUUGUAUGUAAUCAUACAAAAUAAAUCACAUGAAAUAUUAAAUCAGUAGAUGGUACACCAAGGACAUAUUAUAACAACAGUUGUGCUCAUGUCAUACCCUGCACGUUGUACAUACAAACUAUUUCAAGGAAAAUCAGGCAGGAGUUCACUUAGGGAGCACAUCCAAUUAGGGAUGAAUACUGCUGACAUGGAGGUUCUCCUAGUUAAUGCCUUUUUUGUGAUGUGUCUCCACUGAUAUUAAUUUGUUGCCAUUCAAUUACAGUCAGCAUGGGACAACCUAGCUGUGCAAUAGAUGCUUCCUCAAAGAGCUGUACGUGCAUAUUUUUUCUGUAACUCGUGGAGUUUUAUAUCCAGCACUUUACUUUGCUUAUUUUCAUGUCCUCAGCUUGAACAUGGGUAUUAUAUAAAGAUUUAUGGGACCAGAAGUAUGCCUUGGCCUCUGUAAUUGGUAAGAAUAAACAAGUUAUAAAUCUAA